Messenger RNA from Poeciliopsis prolifica (blackstripe livebearer), 1160 nucleotides. RefSeq names its product retinoschisin-like. NCBI's taxonomy places the organism in Eukaryota, Metazoa, Chordata, Actinopteri, Cyprinodontiformes, Poeciliidae. The record is from RefSeq and is a predicted model, not a curated record. Bases 112 to 882 code for a protein of 256 amino acids. The transcript is spliced from 6 exons.
AGUGCCACUAAAGAGUAUUAUGAGGCCAUCAAAGGCCUGUGGAUUAUAGUAAUCCUGUCCACCAGAGUUGGGUAUCACACACAUGUCAUUCCGGCACAGCUGAAGAAGAAGAUGGACUGUGCUGCUGCGUUCUUCCUCCUGCUCCUUUCUCAGGCCGUGAUCACGGUCAGAUCACAGGAGGAAGAAGAGGAGGCCGUCCAGCAGGAGCAGGAGCAGGAGCUGCAGGAGGAGGAGCAGCAGGUGAUCGAGUCGUGGACGCGCAACGUCAAGGCCUGCACCUGUGACUGUGAGUCCGUUGAUUCGCCCACGCGCAGCCCCGUUGCCAUCUCGCCCGCGCCGUCGAUGACCUCACUGCCACCACCUCAGGGUCACCCACUGAACUGCAUGCCAGAAUGCCCGUACCACAGACCGCUGGGUUUUGAAUCGGGAUCCGUGUCCUCCGACCAGAUCAGCUGCUCCAGCCAGGACCAGUACACCGGCUGGUACUCUUCCUGGACCCCCGGCAAGGCUCGCCUAAACAACCAAGGAUUUGGGUGUGCCUGGCUGUCCAAGUUCAACGACCAGCACCAGUGGAUCCAGAUCGACCUGAAGGAGGUAGGGGUGGUGUCAGGGAUCCUCAGCCAGGGCCGCUGCGACGCGGACGAGUGGAUCACCAAAUACAGCAUCCAGUACCGCACCGUCGAGACGCUCAACUGGAUCUACUACAAGGACCAAACAGGAAACAACAGGGUCUUCUACGGGAACUCUGACCGCUCCUCCACCGUGCAGAACCUGCUGAGGCCCCCCAUCGUGGCGCGUUACAUCCGCCUGCUGCCUCUGGGCUGGCACACCCGCAUCGCCGUCAGGAUGGAGCUGCUGAUGUGUAUGAGCAAGUGCAUCUGAAGACGAACGGGCCCGCUCUUCCAUCCGACAUUCACCCGUUUCCUGCCAAAAAGCCAAAAAAAAAAAAAAAAAAAAGACCCUCCCAAAAAAAAGGGCAUUGAUCCAACACUGACACACUCAGUACCUCACAUUUGUCCUUGAGCAUGCCUGCUGGAGACAGCCACACAUUUUCAAACACCAACGAAAUGAAGGCAGUGUUGGAUCAGCCGUUUGAGAACCUGAAGACAUGCUCACAUCUCGCUUCUGAGGAUUAAAAACUUGAAAUUGUUUGAAUCAAA